AUGUUGCGGGGAUACAAGCACAUUCUUGAGGAUUUUCUGGGUAUUGAAGGAGGUGCCGAUGGUGGUGCUGGAAUUGGAGGAGGUGCAGGUAGUGGUGGUCCUGCUGGAGGCGGCGUUGGAGGUGCUGAUGGAGGAGCUGGAGUUGGAGGAGGUGCAGGUGGUGGUGGUGCCGCUAGAGGUGGCGCUAGAGGAGGUAUAGGUGGUGGUGCUGGGCUGGAGCUAGUGUUGGAGGAGCAGGUGGUGGUGGUGGAGUUGGAGGCAGUGCAGGUGGUGGUGGUGGUGGUGCUGGAUGUGGCAUUGGAGGAGGUGCAGGGGGUGGAGCUGUGGGGUGCCGGAGGUGGAGCAGGUGGAGGUGUAGGAGGAGGAGCCCGAGGAGGCGUUGGCAGAGGUGCUGGAGGUGGGGCCGGUGGCGGAAAAAGGGAUGGAGCAGAUGGUGGCUUUGGGAAAGGUGGAGGUAUAGGAGGUGGUGCAGGUGGUGGUUUUGGGGCUGGAGGAGGUUUUGGUGGAGGGCAUGGGGGAUUUGGUAAGGGUGGAGGAGUUGGCGCGGGCGGUGGAUUCGGAAGCCGGACUAGUCCUAGAAUUGGACGUCGCAAAUUGUGUUCUCACUGA
This is a messenger RNA of Coffea arabica (coffee), 609 nucleotides long. The record is from RefSeq and is a predicted model, not a curated record. NCBI's taxonomy places the organism in Eukaryota, Viridiplantae, Streptophyta, Magnoliopsida, Gentianales, Rubiaceae.